This is a messenger RNA of Diabrotica balteata, 1475 nucleotides long. The record is from the annotation of a GenBank genome assembly. Lineage: Eukaryota; Metazoa; Arthropoda; Insecta; Coleoptera; Chrysomelidae.
AAAAAAUGAAGAAGUAAUGUCACCACUAUUGUGGCAUAUUAAUUAGAAUAUUGUCAUUUAUAUAUAAAUUACAGUGAUCAUUAUACUAAUAUUUUGAAAAACCUUGAUUAACAUUCAAAAUGAAAAAUCAAUCAGUGAAUAAGAAACUUCAAUAUGAGCUUGUAGCUACUGAUCCAAGGAAUAAUCUUCGCAGACACAUGUUCCCAAGUACUUCAACCGAUGAUAAUACGGCUGCUAAUACUAGGAUAAAAGAAAAAGAAAAAGAAGAAAGAAAGGUGCUUGGCAUUGAUAGUGCGGGUAAUUUUAGCACAGAUGAAACCGAUGAAGUCCUUGGGGAUAGCGAAGAAAAGUUCGUUAGAAAGUCGAAGAAACUAAUAGAUUCCAGAAAUGUUGACGGAAGGAUGACUAUCGUAUCCCAAGUUGAAGGCCCAAGAGAAGCACUAUGUUGCAAAUAUAACGAGGAGUAUGAUUAUAUAGCCGUUGGCUAUACAGAUGGCGUCAUCAGGAUAUAUCAAGCUCUUACUGGAAAACACGUGUUUACUUUAGAAGACGACGAUGUGAAGAACGUUAGAGCCCCUUGUACUUGUAUCAAGCAUAGACCGGUUUCAAAGGUCUAUCCGAUUACGAAUUGUUACACAGGAACAUAUGCUAACGGUUGCGUAAAAUGCUGGAGCUAUAAUUUCAAUCAAUGUCUCUAUACAAUAAAAGAAAAACGGCAAACCUUCGGACUGAGCUAUCAUCCAAGAUUCCCAAAAUUUGUUACGUACGGCGAUGAUCUUAGAGUUCAUUUUUACGAUGAAGAGACCAGAACUCAAGAAAGAAUUUUGGUUCCAAGCGAAUUUCCAGAUAAGCACGAUGGCCACAUGUCGAGGAUUUUUGCCGCUUGUUUCCAUCCCAAGAAUAACUACGAAUUGAUCACAGGCGGAUGGGACAAUGUCGUCCAAUUUUGGGAUCUCAGACAACCUUACGCCAUAAGACACAUAUCCAAUGUUCACAUUUGCGGCGAAGGAUUGGACAUCAACCAGAAGGGUACAGAGAUACUGACUUGCAGUUUUCAAUCAGUGGACCCGUUACAGAUUUGGGACUAUGCCUCUGGAAAGAGAAUCGCCACUUUAGAACCAGAUAUUUUUACGGCAAAAUUGUAUUGUGGAAAGUACGUAUCCAAGGAUUUCAUCGCCAUGGGUGGUGCAGAUCCCCAUCUUCUCAGAAUUGUUGAUCUCCAAACCACAGGAACAGCUGCAAGUGUAAACUUUCUUCCAGGAGCUGUAUAUAGCCUUGAUAUAGGCCCUCCAAAGAAAAAAGUUCAGGAGAAAGAUCGAAAAGAACCAGAAGGCUCAAGAGUUAAAAGCGACAUAUCUACAGUACCAAAACUUUGCUUCACUUCUACCAAGGGGUUGUAUCAAGUCGACUUUUAUUAGAUUCCAACAACUACGAGUAUGAGUUUAUAAAGUGUAUUCGUUCUUUUAUAAGCAAAU